Messenger RNA from Corylus avellana, 1134 nucleotides. Lineage: Eukaryota; Viridiplantae; Streptophyta; Magnoliopsida; Fagales; Betulaceae. The record is from RefSeq and is a predicted model, not a curated record.
AUGAAAGCGUGUUUGAAACUGAUCAAGAGGAAAGACAAAGAGGAGGAGACGUCAUUUAUGAAGAAUGGAGGAUUAUUAUUAGAGGAGUUGAUUACCUUUUGCAAUGGGAAAUCCAAUCCUAUCCGUAACUUCUCUGCCGAAGAGCUUAGAAAAGCAACAAACAACUACGACCCACGUCAAAGGUUGCUGGAGGCUGGUGAUUUUGAAUUUUACAAGGGUUCUCUUGAAGACCGCUUAAUUUCAGUUAAAGUGUACCCAGAAGAAAGAAUUGUUGUUAUAAGAGACAAGGCACUAGAAUGCAUUAUUAAAGACAUUGUGAUUGGAUCACAAAUGAGUGUCCAUAAAAAUGUUCUAAAGCUCCUAGGAUGCUGCUUGGAGACCAAACUACCGAUUAUAGUGUAUGAAUUUGUUGGGGGGGAAAAUCUCUUCCAAUGUAUCCGCCCAAUUGAUAGAGUCUCUCAGCCGUUACCAUGGAAGUGUAGGUUAAGGAUUGCAAUGGGCAUAGCUAAUGCCAUUGCAUAUCUCCAUACUGCAUUUUCCAGGCCCGUUGUUCAUAGAGAUAUUAAGUCGCCCACCAUUAUAUUGGAUGAGGAGAAAGUAGCCAGAUUGAUUGACUUCUCACUCUCCAUAUCUAUCCCUGAAGGUCAGUUGCGUGCAGAAGAUGCAGUACGCGGGAGAAUGGGUAUUGGUGAUCCUGAAUAUUGCACUACAGGCCAUGUAACCGAGAAGAGUGAUGUGUUUCAUUUUGGUGUAUUUCUACUUGUGCUUUUGGCAGGAUGGAUGUUGGAUACUCAACAAUCCAUAUAUUCUGAAUCCAGUUUGCCAGGCUUUCUGAAGCCAUAUGAUGAACAAAACCGGUUGAUUGAAAUUGUAGAUCCAGCAUUACUGGAAGAAAGAAUUGAUGAGGAACAAUUUCUAGCUUUUGCAAGGCUUGGCCUGAGUUGUUUGUGUGAAAUAGGAGAAGAUAGGCCAGGAAUAAUCGACGCGGCAAAACAACUCAGGCGUAUUUAUCAGUCUGCCACACCACUUUAACUUAGCUCUCCAUCCAGAUUGAUUGUAUUUUGUGUUAGAAGAUAAAUCCAAGCUACUGCUCAACUGUUCACAUAAAACAUGCUUCCAUGUUUUCUGUGAACA